AACAUGUCGUACGAUAUAUUCUGAAGAUAUUUAUAUUUAUUUGGUAACAAAGAAGGAAAGUCAGAUUCUUUAUUAGCUAUAUUUGGGAAGAAACCCUCUUUCCUUUCUUGAAAAUUCAGCCACACACAGUCACACACAAUUCUAAUCAGAUUAAUCUUAAUGGCAAGGCAAAAGAUAAAGAUAAAGAAAAUAGAUAAUGCAACAGCAAGACAAGUGACAUUUUCAAAGAGAAGAAGAGGGAUUUUCAAGAAAGCUGAAGAGCUUUCAGUGUUGUGUGAUGCUGAAGUUGGUCUUGUGAUUUUCUCAACAACUGGAAAACUCUAUGAAUAUGCCAGCUCUAGUAUGAAGGACAUAAUUGCAAGGUAUAAUCAGCACUCCCAACAAUUGAACAAAUUGGACGAACCUUUGCAACUGCAGGUAGAGACAAGCGUGUCAGCUGAAUUGCAUAAGGAAGUUGCUGAUAAAACCCAACAACUAAGGGGAAUGAAAGGUGAAGAUUUUGAAGGGUUAAAUUUAGAUGGGCUGCAACAAUUGGAGAAAAAACUUGAAACAGGACUCAAGCGUGUGAUUCAGAUGAAGGAAAAGAGGGUUAUGAAUGAGAUUGGCACACUUCAGAUGAAGGGUGUCAAGUUAGAAGAGGAGAACAAGCAUUUAAAGCAAAAGAUGGCUAUGUUUUUUAAGGGAAAAAGUCCUAUCUUGGGGGACUUGGAUAAUACCAUGCAGGAAAAUGUUGUUUCAUCAGAGUCCAUGAAUAAUGCAUGCAGCUGCAAUAGUGGACCUUCUCUUGAACACGAUUCUUCUGACACAUCUCUUAAGUUAGGGUUGCCGUUUCCCUAAUUUGCAAUAUAUUUAGUUAUAAUAAUGGAGCAAUGAGGGGUUUUAACUUCUUGUAAGUGAAAUUUUUCUAUGUUUUUCUAAAAUCAUGACUAUGUCUGAUUUUGUAAUGGCCAUUGACCAGCCAUGUUGAAAUUGUCUUUACACCCAGGUGGAAGCAAUAACUUCUUAUAUGUGAAGAAGAAAUUAACUUUCUACGUAAGUCAAAUCAAAUAUAGGUUUGUUGUACCCAAAAAAAGCAUAUAAUUUAUUGUAUAUGUAUGUGUAAGGAAACAGGUUUCCUAUCGUUAUAAUAGGACGUUGUAAUCAAUUGUGAUCAUUCGAUCUAAAAUUAACGACUAAAAUUGUUUUAAUAUAAAAGACACAGUUUUUAAUCUUAUUCGUCCAA
Trifolium pratense (red clover) is the source of this 1222-nucleotide messenger RNA. RefSeq names its product MADS-box protein JOINTLESS-like. Gene Ontology annotation, molecular function: RNA polymerase II cis-regulatory region sequence-specific DNA binding; protein dimerization activity; DNA-binding transcription factor activity, RNA polymerase II-specific. Gene Ontology annotation, cellular component: nucleus. NCBI's taxonomy places the organism in Eukaryota, Viridiplantae, Streptophyta, Magnoliopsida, Fabales, Fabaceae. The transcript is spliced from 9 exons. The coding region runs from base 160 to 837 and encodes 225 amino acids. Gene Ontology annotation, biological process: positive regulation of transcription by RNA polymerase II. The record is from RefSeq and is a predicted model, not a curated record.